GCGGAGGAGCCGGGGAGCAUGGACCAAACCCUGCUGCUCUGGCACCAUGACGCUCGCCCGCUUCGCGGUGGCUCUGGUGUUAGGGGCGCUCCCCGAAGUGAUCGGCUUCGACCUAGUCCCCAGUCGCCCCUUGCACCGCCGCUCCCGCCACGCGCCCCCUCCGGGUCCCCGGCGCCCUUCCUACCUCCCCGCCCCGCAGCGGCCCCCGCGCGCGCCGCGGCCCCACCGCGGGGACUGCCCGGCCGGCGAGCCCUGGGUCAACGUGACGGACUUCGGCGCCCCUUGCCUGCGCUGGGCGGAGGUGCCACCCUUCCUGGAGCGGUCGCCCCCGGCGAGCUGGGCUCGGCUGCGAGGGCAGCGCCACAACUUCUGCAGGAGCCCGGACGGCGCGGGCGCUCCCUGGUGCUUCUACGGGAGCGGCCAGGGCCGGGUGGACUGGGGCUACUGCGACUGCAGGCACGGGUCAGUACGACUUCGAGGCGGCAAACACGAGUUUGAAGGCACAGUGGAAAUAUAUGCAAAUGGAGCUUGGGGCACAGUCUGUGGCAGCCACUGGGACGAUUUGGACGCAUCAGUCAUUUGUCACCAGCUGCAGCUAGGAGGAAAAGGAGUAGCAAAACAAACCCCGUUUUCUGGACUGGGCCUUAUUCCCAUUUAUUGGAGCAAUGUCCGUUGCCGAGGAGAUGAAGAAAAUAUACUGCUUUGUGAAAAAGACAUCUGGCAGGGUGGGGCGUGUCCUCAGAAGAUGGCAGCUGCUGUCACGUGUAGCUUUUCCCAGGGCCCAGUGUUCCCAGCCAUCCGCCUUGUGGGUGGGAGCAGCGCAUGGGAAGGCCGAGUAGAGCUCUACCACGCUGGUCAGUGGGGGACCAUCUGUGAUGACCAGUGGGAUGAAGCGGAUGCUGAAGUGAUCUGCAGGCAGCUGGGCCUGAGUGGCAUUGCCAAAGCUUGGAAUCAGGCGUAUUUUGGGGAAGGCUCUGGUCCAGUAAUGUUGGAUGAGGUACGCUGCACUGGGAAUGAGCUUUCUAUUGAACAAUGUCCAAAGAGUGCCUGGGGAGAGCAUAACUGUGACCAUAAAGAAGAUGCUGGGGUGUCCUGUACCCCUCUAUCAGAUGGGGUCAUCAGACUUGGAGGUGGUAAAGGCAACCAUGAGGGUCGCCUGGAGGUGUAUUACAGGGGGCUGUGGGGGACCGUCUGUGACGACGGCUGGACUGAGCUGAAUACAUAUGUGGUUUGCCGAGAGCUGGGAUUUAAAUAUGGCAAACAAGCCUCUGCAAACCACUUUGAAGAAAGCACAGGGCCCAUAUGGUUGGAUGACGUCAGCUGCACAGGAAAGGAAUCCAGUUUGGUUCAGUGUUCCCGGAGGCAGUGGGGAAGGCAUGACUGCAGCCAUCGGGAAGAUGUUGGUAUCACCUGCUACCCAAGUGGCAAUGGACACAGACCAUCUCUGGGUUUUCCUAUCAGACUGGUGGAUGGAGAAAAUAAGAAAGAAGGACGAGUGGAGGUUUUCAUCAAUGGCCAGUGGGGAACAAUUUGUGAUGAUGGGUGGACUGAUAAGGAUGCAGCUGUGAUCUGUCGCCAGCUUGGGUACAAGGGCCCUGCCAGAGCAAGAACCAUGGCUUAUUUUGGGGAAGGAAAAGGACCCAUCCAUGUGGAUAAUGUGAAGUGCACAGGAAAUGAGAGGUCCCUGGAUGACUGUAUUAAACAAGAUAUUGGAAGACAUAACUGCCGCCACAGCGAAGAUGCAGGAGUCAUUUGUGAUUAUUUUAGCAAGAAGGCAACAGGCAACAGUAAUAAAGAAUCCCUCUUAUCUGUUUGUGGCUUGAGAUUACUGCACCGUCGGCAGAAGCGGAUCAUUGGUGGGAAAAAUUCUUUAAGGGGUGGUUGGCCUUGGCAAGUGUCCCUCCGGCUUAAGUCCUCCUAUGGAGAUGGGAGGCUCCUUUGUGGGGCCACGCUCCUGAGUAGCUGCUGGGUCCUUACAGCGGCACACUGCUUCAAGAGGUAUGGUAACAGCACAAGGAGCUAUGCUGUUCGGGUUGGGGAUUAUCAUACUCUGGUGCCAGAUGAAUUUGAAGAAGAAAUUGGAGUUCAGCAGAUUGUGAUUCAUCGGGAGUAUCGACCUGACAGCAGUGACUACGACAUUGCCCUGGUUAGAUUAGAAGGACCAGAUGAGCAAUGUGCCCAAUUUAGCAGCCACGUCUUGCCAGCCUGUUUGCCAUUCCGGAGAGAGAGGCCACAGAAAACCGCCUCCAAUUGUUACAUAACAGGAUGGGGAGACACAGGACAAGCCUAUUCUAGAACUCUACAACAAGCAGCCAUUCCUUUACUUCCAAAGAGGUUUUGUGAAGAACGUUAUAAGAGUCGGUUUACAAGAAGGAUGCUUUGUGCUGGAAAUCUACAUGAACACAAACGUGUUGACAGCUGCCAAGGAGACAGCGGAGGACCACUCAUGUGUGCUCGAUCAGGAGAAAGCUGGGUUGUAUAUGGAGUUACCUCGUGGGGAUAUGGCUGUGGAGUCAAGGAUUCACCUGGUGUCUAUACCAAAGUCUCAGCUUUUGUACCCUGGAUAAAAAGUGUCACCAAAUUGUAAUUCUCAUGGAAACCUGAAAAUGCAGGAAAAUUUUCAAACUCCACAUUAGCACUCAGCCAUAGAUGCCAACUUUUGGGGAUGAGAGCCAUGUUUCUUCUUUUGUGUUGUGAUUAAAUCAUGCGCAUCAUUUGCUGCUUGAGAAUUUGUGAUUGUGAACAUUAUUAGAUACCUCAGUGUAGUACUAAUUAUCCUUAAAUUAGCAUGGUUGUCUACCCAAAAACUACUCUGAAGACAAAGGUCUUCAUUCUCAGCACUCUCCAGGGAUUACUGUAUAUCAAUUGUGCAAUAUGGCUGUUUUUAUUCAUCUGGAUCAAGAGCUUAUAAUUGAAUCAAUACUCUGUUAUACUUAAGAGUGAUACUGUGGAAUUAUUAGACUUAGAUUUUCUUCAAAAGGCUAAGAGAUCUUUAUACAUUGAAUCUUUGUCAACCUUUGACAAGUGAGGAAAUCAAGAGCCAAAAAGGUGAAGGAAUCCAUUAUAAACCUAGACUGGAAUAGGAUCAGUCACAAUACAUUCCUGAAUGAACCCUCUGUACCAUGCACUAUGGCAACACAUACCUAGCAAAUUACCUAGCAAAAUUUGGAAAAAUACCAGAUAGCAAAGAAUGCCUUCCAAGUUUUGGGAUAUACAACCUAAUUUAUCCACUUUAUUUGUUAACAUCCUCUAGCAGUUACUUUCAGCUACUUCUAAUUUACAUCUUGAUAAAAUUUUUCCUUGGCAUCAUGCCAUUUGCUGGACCAUGAAUAUAGUGCCAUCUAUUGCAACUUUCCUAUAAUGACUCAGACCUGUAGAUUUCCAUUAUCCUGAUAGUACCAGCUAAUAAAAAUGCAGUUAAAAAAAUGCUCUCUGCUUGUAUAGCGGGUAAACUCAUUUGUUUCAAUGUACUUAAUUCAUAUACCAGCUAUGUGCUAGGCACUGUGUAAGUGGCCAUGCACCUCACUGACAAACUUGAGAGGCUGGUAAGAUUUUAUAGUAUCCCUAGCUUUCAAAUAGACUCAGAGGACUGGUGAGACAGUGGGAUCCAAACUUCAGAAUGGGAGCCCCAGUGUUGACAGUUUUCCCCCUCUACUGCAGUUUGAAAACCAAGUUUUCUCUCUAGCUAUUUCCCAACACAGUACUGGACAGCUGCCUUCUAUGUACCCUUUCAAGACAUUCUUCCUAACAAUGCAAAAUCUUUGCCCAAACAUAAAAGGCGUGCCCCUCAGGCUACGUAAGUAAUCACCAACAGACAACGAUUGCUAAUACCUAGAGCCCUUAGAUAGUUUGUGUAUAUUCAAGAAGCAGAUGCAUAAAAACAGGUGAAGAGAUCAGUGUGAACUUUUACUAGUUUCCCUAUGUCUACUUCUAUCCUUUUUGUAAAUCUUCAGCUCUGUAAAAAACUGGUGCUAACAGAAAGGUGCUUUAUAGUUUACUACUUUGCAGAACUGCAAUGCUAUGUCAGGUAGAAUAACAUUAAAAACUUUUAUUUAAGUUUGAUAAAGUAAAAACUUUUCAAGUAUUUACAUCAAGAGGUACACAGUGCACACCUGCACAAAGGCUUGAGACAAUGUGCAGGAGACAUUUUAUUGUUAAUGAAACUUCGCACAGGCCAUAUAUUAAACUAUAGUGUAGAUGCAAGCAAAUUUAUAUUGAAAUUUUAAUAGACCAGGUCAGGACAGUUUAAAGACAGAUCACUAAAACUUGAAUGCUUGGUUCAGAAUAUAUGCCUUUAUUAAUAGCUUUUUCUUGUUAAAUACUAAGUGUGACUUUUAAAAAACACAAGUGUUCAGUGCACAUCUGUACAAAUAAAAGUGCAUAGCUGUUCACCUUG
Molecule: messenger RNA, 4396 nt
Organism: Nyctereutes procyonoides (raccoon dog)
Lineage: Eukaryota; Metazoa; Chordata; Mammalia; Carnivora; Canidae
Gene: PRSS12
Product: serine protease 12
Exons: 13
Coding region: 47-2587 (846 amino acids)
Biological process (GO): proteolysis
Cellular component (GO): membrane; synaptic cleft; dendrite
Molecular function (GO): serine-type endopeptidase activity
Source: RefSeq, a predicted model, not a curated record